Messenger RNA from Aspergillus vadensis CBS 113365, 1851 nucleotides. Its product is annotated as MFS transporter. Gene Ontology annotation, molecular function: transmembrane transporter activity. The transcript is spliced from 5 exons. Gene Ontology annotation, biological process: transmembrane transport. Bases 194 to 1591 code for a protein of 465 amino acids. The record is from RefSeq and is a predicted model, not a curated record. Lineage: Eukaryota; Fungi; Ascomycota; Eurotiomycetes; Eurotiales; Aspergillaceae.
AUCUAUUACUCCGUACUCCGUGCUGGAUGAUUAAUAAGUAACCCCGGCUUCGGUUUCGGAAUUGCUAGCCGCGGACUCCGAUUGGGGUGCCAGCUAAGGGCUGACACCGAUCCCUCAAUCCUUAUCAGCAGCGCUCCAUCGCAAUGUCUUCUCUGCCUCAUUCCCAACUGGUCUGCAGUUGUACAACGGCACCAUGACUUUCUCCGACUCCAAGGGAGGCGCAUGGGGCCAGCAAUGGCGGUCAUCGCCCCUUUUCAUUGUCAGCGCCAUGGCCAUGGCCUUGUUCACUGACACCUUUCUCUACGCCUUCCUCGUCCCCAUCCUCCCCUAUGUUCUCGAAAACCGCCUCGGAUUAGACGUAUCCCUCACCCAGCGCGUGAGUUUCGCUUUGCUGUCAGAAACGGCCAUCGCUGCUCUCGUUACGAGCCCUUUCAUUGGCCACUAUGCCGAUCGCAUGUCCUCCAAGCGAAUCUUGCUCGUUGGAUCGCUGUUAGCUGCGUUGUUUGGGUCCAUAGUUCUGGCCUUGGCGACAUCAACAUUUACGCUCUUCGCGGGACGUCUCAUUCAGGCAAUUGCCAGCUCCUUCAUCUGGGUGGUCGGAUACGCCACGAUCGCGGACAAUGUGCAACCGGAAAAUCUGGGCAAGACAUACGGGGUUAUUUCUCUGGUCGUAGCAGCAGGCACGUCAGGAGGUCCGAUGGUUGCGGGCAUCCUUUUCGAACUGGGUGGAUACUGGGUAGCGUGGUCUAGUGCCUUUAUUAUCCUUAUCCUCGACAUCAUUCUUCGUCUGCUCAUGCUAGAAAAGCCGGACGUCCAAGGCGACGCGGACUAUUCUAGCAAUGCGAGUGUUGCAUCGGAUCCGGAACGCGCUCCUCUCCUGAGCAGUAAUCCUGGCUUAGAGGCCGACAUGGCGGGCUGGAAAUUCUAUGUAUAUAUCUUGCGGUAUCCCCGCUUCGUCUGCGGCGUGCUCAGCUAUCUUUCCUUUGCUGUUCUGGUCUCCAGCUUCGACACCACCCUUCCCCUUCAUGUUCGCGAUGUCUUCAGCUGGGGUAGUUUUCCUGCUGGUAUGAUGUUCUUCGCUCUCCAAGGUCCCGGGAUCCUUCUUAGCCCCCUCUGUGGUUGGCUGAAAGAUCGGGUCGGAACCCGAUGGCCUACCACGGUCGGCUUUUUGCUUCUCGCGCCCGUGAUGUGGGUAAUCGGCAUGCCUGGUGACGAGCGAUUCCCAUGGGCCAAUGAGGGUGAUCGCGGGAAGAUUAUCUAUGCUGUCGGUGUUACUGUGGUGGGAUCAGUGUCCUGUCUGCUGAACGGGGCCGGAACCAUCGAGGCUACGGUGACAAUUGACGAGGUCGAAGCCAAGCACCCCGGCAUCUUUGGCCCCAACGGAGGCUACUCCCGUGCUCUGUCAGUAGCCAGUAUGGGAUGGACGCUCGGAGCAUUCAUCGGGCCCAUCAUCUCCGGCUACAUCGCCGAACAAGUCGGAUACUACGAGAUGAGCUGCGUUAUCGCAAUUGUGUGUCUUCUCUCUGGCGUCAACACCUUCUUCAACCUAGACUCGAAAGUCCAUUUCGAUCGUGUGGCGGAAUCCACCUAGACUAGACUUAGUCUCCGACGCGACCGUCGCGCAGACUCGUAUAUACCCGGCCGAGAUAACCUCCCCGGUUGGCCUACAUAAAACGGUCUAUUGACGAUACAUCCAAAAGUGUUUCUCCUUGCAUAUACGAAAAGUUCAUGCAUCUUGCAUUUAGCGUUUCAGAGAGAUAUGAUAGCAUAAGAGAGAUCCAGAUUUAGAGUUAGUACAUUACAUGUGAAGCCGCGCAUCUGUGCGUCAAUAUUGUACCAUUCAUUCAUUAU